GGGGUUGAAUUACAAGAAUACCAUCCCUAUUACAAUUUACAUGAUCAAUUUUAAAAACCAACACGUCGAGAUGUUCAAGUUCAUUAAACACAAAGUCAUUUCAUACUAUGAGUCUGUUAAUACUGUAGAAAUGGCACAACAGAUGAAGCACUUGAAGUCAACACUAGAGACCACAGAUGACGGCAAUGAAGACAACAUUCAACAAGAUUUAUGCGAAGAACUCAAUGGACAGAUUCGAUUACUGAAUGCGAAUAGAAUUGACGGCCAAUUGUUGGCUACGGUUCCAGAAAAAUGUCCAAACAUUCAAACCAUUGAUUUUCGCGAAAUAUCCAACAGAUAUGAGACAUAUAUUCCCGAAGUGUUGACCACUUUUCGAGAUAAUUGCCGGCAUUUAAGGGAUAUUUACUGCAAUUUAAAGGGAAAUAGUGAACAAUUUUACCGCACUUUUGGACGACUGAUCGCAGGGAACGGAUGUCAGCAGCAAAUAAUUGGAAAUCAAUCACUCAUUCAUUGCCACCGAUUGUCUCAAUUAAGUGUCUACUCGUUGUCCGAUGUCUUCGUCGGCACUUCCGAUCAAUUAUUGGCCGAAAAUUUGCGGAAAAAAUUCUUUUAUUUUAAUUCCAGCGAUAAUAACAUAUUGAAGGCCCGAAUGGACGACAUUAACAUUCAAGCGCUCAUCCAUUGCCACCGAUUAUCUCUAUUAUGGCUUAAAUUCUUGCGCCACGUCUUCGACGGCUAUUACGAGCCCCUAAUGGUUAGGAAUUUACGUGAAUUUAGUUUUGAGUAUCACUCGACCCAAGAUUACCACCGAUUAUCUGCGUUUGUGACACAGAAUCAGUCCCUUAAAUGUCUGACAAUUUGUGUCGAUAUGCCUGAGACUCACAAAACAAUGACCGAAAUGUGCGGAGAAUUAUCACGUUUAACACAAUUACAGGAUUUAAGACUUAUGUUGACACUAAUGAGUGAUCAAAACUUAUUGAAUGAAAUGUUGCGCACAAUUGGCUUAAACUGCAAACAAUUGCAAAGAUUGCAAAUAUGGCUCAUUUGUCCGGAUUUCUCAUUUAAUAACAAUUUAAUGGAUUGUUUGAGUUGUUAUCCGAAAUUAAAACGGUUGGAGUAUUUCACGCCGUUUAAGCAAUUGGUGAUGCCGUUGAGAUUCUGUCAUAAAUUAACACAUUUAUCACUUAAUAUCCAACAAUAUUUGCCACGACUUCAACACCUGUCCAUUGUAUGCGAUUAUUUAAGUGCCGAGAGUUUGUCACACAUAUCAAGACUAUCGGCGCUGCAAACGCUUGAAAUUAAGACAGGCUAUUCUAUCCGAAUGGAAACACAAAUCGAGGCAUUGAUCACAAGCUCUGAGACAAACACACAGUCAUUUUAUACUACUUCGUAUAUAGAGUAUAAUAUAAUGAAACACAAGAGGACAUCACUCGAGUCUAGAGAUGACGGCAAUGAUGACAACAGACAACAGAUACAAAUCUAUGCGAAGAACUCAAUGGACAGAUUCGGUGAUGAUUUGUAUGGACUCAUAUUAUCCCAUCUCUCACUCGGAGAUCGGUUUCGAUGUGAAUGUGUGUCCAAACAGUUCCAGAGGACAAAUCAGUCCCUCCGAUGUCUUAUUGUACAUAACAUUAGCCAUUUGAACGAAAUGUGCGGACAAUUGUCACGAUUAACACAAUUACGGGAAUUAAGUCUCGGAUUUGAUUUUAUGAGUGACGGCAACUCUGUGCACAACUUCUUGCGUACAAUUGGUGUGAAUUGCAAACAAUUGAAACGAUUGUCACUCGUAUUGAACUCCAGGUCUAAGGAUAUGAAUGACAAGUCAUUGGAUUCAUUGCGAUUUUAUUCCCGAUUAAAACGAUUACAUUUAAAACUCUUUGCGGCCAUCGAUCAGAACUCUUUGGAAGCGUUGAAACUCUGCCACCGAUUAACACAUUUCACACUUGAUUUAAAUGAAAUUAAAGAUAAUUUAACGCUUAAAUUUGACGAACAGUGGCCACUACUUCAAUACCUAUGCAUUCAUAGGGAAAAUCACACGAUUGACAUAAACUAUUUGGAUUAUCUCUCAAGACUAACGGCACUGCAAACACUUGUCAUUCACUGCCGUUAUUAUAAUAAUUAUAAUAAUAUUGAUAUCGAAAAUCUGUUCCCCGAAAGACCUAAACUCAAACUCAUUGAAAUCCAUUAUCUCUGUACUACUACCAAACGUUUGGUAAAAUUCUUUUGGAACGCAGUACGACAACGGGUUGGCCACCAAAGGGUCUUCAUAGGGGGUCAACAGCUCAUACUCGGCCACAAUGGCAUCGCAGCGACACUUAAUGAAACCUGCGAAUUCACAGUCGGCGCACACCAACUGCUGACCCCAAUGCAGGCCGGGGGUCAUCCACUCGGCCACUGUUCGGCGCUCGUAGUAAUAGUCCAGACGGUCCCGAUUGGCGCACAAUCGCCACAACCACUGCCGGAAUUGCCGAUCGUUAGCGUUCAACCGGUAGUCCAUGCGCUCAAACAGCCGGAGCUGAUCCAUAAAGCCUUCGUUUGGACGUAUGAUUGGUCGACAGUUGCGAACCAACUCCAAGGCGUCCUGCCGUUUGCGCAUCAAAUACGCGAUCACGACUGCGGCGCUCCGGGAGACGCCCGCCCGGCAGUGCACGAGUACGGAGUGUCCCAACUGUCGGCAGCCGUCGAUUAUAUCAUAUGUGUUGUCAAAAUGAGUCAACAGAUCCUGACGUGCGUUGUCUUCGGCGUCGAUGUGAUGGUAACGGAUUCCGGCGAUGCGUUUGUCGACGUCUAUGGGUUCGUCCAUUACGGUCAACACGUCAGUGAUUUUCCGGGCGAACAGUUUGCAGACGUCGGUCGCCACCAAACGGUUCCCCAGAUG
Molecule: messenger RNA, 2878 nt
Organism: Medioppia subpectinata
Lineage: Eukaryota; Metazoa; Arthropoda; Arachnida; Sarcoptiformes; Oppiidae
Source: the annotation of a GenBank genome assembly